Rotaria sordida is the source of this 1728-nucleotide messenger RNA. The record is from the annotation of a GenBank genome assembly. NCBI's taxonomy places the organism in Eukaryota, Metazoa, Rotifera, Eurotatoria, Philodinida, Philodinidae.
AUGGCAAGAAUAAAAAGUGUAACAUCACGUACUGGUAUGCUAUUGGAUGGAAACACAACCAGAUUACCAUUAGCUUUAAAGCCGUCGAAUAGUAGAGUGUCAUCCUCUUCAUCGUGUACAAUUGAAUUAUUAUCACCGAUAACAGCUAAUACUGAUAUAAAUUCGACAUUAACUUCAAUCAGUGAUCCACCAUCAUUAUUAGCUUCGUCAAAAGAAAAAAAAUCAUCUUCAAGUAUAAAAAAAAUGAAAAAGACAAAAUCACAAUCCAAAGCAGUAAUCAUCGAAUCAGAAGCUGAUGAAGAAGAUACUGAUAUUCAAAAAGGUGCAGAAGUACAGUAUGACCUUAUUACAAGUAUACAUGAAUGUGGUGGUAUUGAUCGAUUUUUAGAAGCUCCAUGUAUGAUAUUGUAUAAGCGUUUUUUGACUGGCCAAACUGAUCUUGAAAAUUACAUCUUAAAACAUAUUUCAUCAUAUAGUACAAAUCCAUGUUUAUUUGCUGGUAUCACGGAUUCAGUACGUGGUGUUGAAAAAAUUCAUGAAACUAAACGUAGUAGUGGUAAUGCACAAUCUGAAAUUCAUUCUUCCAAUAAAACUGUGAAAUAUGUACAAUCUAGAAAUAAAAAUGAUGAUGAAGAAGAAAAAUCUGAUAUUGAAAAUAUUGAUGGUAAUGACAGUGGAACAAUGAAUAGUAAAACAACUGAAUUAGAAGGUGAAGAUGAAAAGACACAAGUACCAAGUGCUAGUGAAGAUGAAAUUGUAGAAGAAGGAACAUCACAAACAAAUAUGUCAAUUGGUGAUACAAAACGUAAAAAUAUCAAUUACAAAGGUGGUUCAAAAAAUUGUGGACUUUAUAUGUUUCUCAACAAAUAUCAAGAAAAAAAAACUGAUGGUGAUAACAAACGUGGGAAAGAAGAACAAGAACCACCUUUGGAAAUGAAAAAGAAAAUAGAUGCAGAAAACUAUAAUAGUGAAGCUGCAACUAAGAUGAUGGAAGUUGAUGAUGAAAAAAUCAAUGAAAAUCAAACCAAUUCAAUUGAUAAUAAACAAAACAAUAAAAAAGAAAAGAAAAAGUUAAAUGAAAAUAAUUCAGAAAAAGGUCGUAAUAUUUCAUCAUCACAUAAUCAUUUGAAAAGACCUGUCAUUAAUAACGAUCGUGAAAGUAGUAGUGACAAUACUGGUAUUAAUUCAACAAAAAGUCCAUCAAAAAUAAAAAAUGUUGUUGAACGAUGUACUUCUCCAAUUCCUGGUAAAACUGAUUCUUCCAUUACAAUUUGUACAGAACGUCGAUUAUCACCAUUAUCAUCUUCAUGGUCUACAGUCUCUACAAAUGAUCAAAUCUCAUCAACUGAUGUUUCACAUUCGAUUUCACCUCAACAUUCAAAUGCUGCUGAUAGUACCACCAAAACAUCAUCAUCACUCCUACAACAAAGUACACCAUCACAAACAAAACAAACAAAUGUUUCUAUUAAGAAAGUUGACACUGCUCAAACACCAAAAGAUUCUAAACGACGAUCAUAUGGUUUACGUUCAAAGGCAAAAAGAAAACAACCUCAACAAUCACCAACCGAACAUUCAAAUACAGCACCACCUGCUCCUCCAUCAAAGAAAAGAAAAAUUGACAGCAACAAAAAAUCUGCAGAAAAAUAUCAAAUACUAACAAAACAAUUGGGCAAAAUUCCAAAGAAAAUACAUACACCAUCAGCAACAGUUACUUCAAAUGAUAAUUGA